Cannabis sativa is the source of this 964-nucleotide messenger RNA. RefSeq names its product rho GDP-dissociation inhibitor 1. The transcript is spliced from 5 exons. Bases 81 to 767 code for a protein of 228 amino acids. Lineage: Eukaryota; Viridiplantae; Streptophyta; Magnoliopsida; Rosales; Cannabaceae. Gene Ontology annotation, cellular component: cytoplasm; membrane; cytosol. Gene Ontology annotation, molecular function: protein binding; Rho GDP-dissociation inhibitor activity. Gene Ontology annotation, biological process: Rho protein signal transduction. The record is from RefSeq and is a predicted model, not a curated record.
UUACACCUUUUAGUAGAGUGGUCACUGUCAUUGACACUCAAGGCUUAAGAGAGAGAAACUAGUGAGAGAGAGAGAGAGAUAUGGAAGGAAGCUCUUCUUUAGCUCAUGGUGUUGGGAUUGAGAAGGAAGAAGGAGAUAAUCACAAGGAAAUGAUUGAAAAUCCAAGUGGGGUUUGUGAGUUUGGACCAGAAGAUGAUGAUGAUGAAGAAGAAGAAAGUAGUGUUCUUUCUUCUGGGUUUGUUCCUGGGCCUCUGCUUUCUCUCAAGGAACAGAUUGAGAAAGACAAGGAUGAUAAUAGCUUAAGGAGAUGGAAAGAAAAAUUGCUCGGUUCCUUGGAAAGUGAUCUGAGUAGCCAAAUGGAACCUGAAGUCAAAUUCCAUUCCAUUGGAAUAAUCUCUAAUGAUUUUGGGGAAAUCAACACUUCUUUACCAGUUGAUGAAAACAAAAGAAACAAUUUCCUUUUCACACUCAAGGAAGGAUCUCAUUACCGGCUUAAGCUAACGUUCAGUGUGCUACACAACAUUGUUUCGGGCCUUAUCUACUCCAACACUGUCUGGAAAACAGGAAUCAAAGUUGAUUCAAGCAAGGGAAUGUUGGGCACUUUUGCUCCUAAUAGAGAGCCUUAUGUGCAUACAUUGGAGGAAGAGACUACUCCAUCUGGGGUGCUUGCUAGAGGAUCAUACUCUGCAAAGCUUAAGUUUGAAGAUGAUGAUGGAAGAGUUCAUAUGGAGCUGAAGUAUUCUUUUGAGAUCAAAAAGCGGUCUUAGUUGAAUUUUGAUUUUUCUCGAUCUUUUCGACCUUGUUCCGUAGGAGCAAGUUAGAUUUUUUUUUUUCUUUUUUAAUUUUUAUGAAUUAUAUAUAUACCCUUUUGAUUAUUACCAAAUGGUGAAUUGGAUUUCAUUUUAUGGACUUAUGUGUGAUACAAAUUUAGAAGUGAAUUUAUAGAGUUUCUCUUUUUAUGUUU